Messenger RNA from Brassicogethes aeneus, 1237 nucleotides. Lineage: Eukaryota; Metazoa; Arthropoda; Insecta; Coleoptera; Nitidulidae. The record is from the annotation of a GenBank genome assembly.
GUACGAGUAGGUUCCAUGUUUAAAUGGCCCAUAAAAACAAACAAAGAUGUUAACAGUUUAGCUCAAAACAACAACACAAAAGAGAUAUUUAACUAUUACAAAAUUUUCUUUAGUUUCAGGAUGAACAUACCAAAGAUAAAAAUUAAUGUUACCCUCUUGAUAUGUUUAUUAAUUUUGCUAACAAAUUGCAAGGAUGAAGUAAAAUAUAGACAAAAAAGAAUUUUAUGGGUAACAGCUGAUGGCAGGUUAGCAUUACCACCGGGAACAACUUUAGUCAUAUCACCAUCUCUAUCUCUACCCUUUGUAAGAUACCCUCCGGAUGGAUUCUUUUCCAAUCUUACCGUUAGUUUACCAUUUACAAUUGAUUUCAAUAAGUUGGGCCUUACCGACAACGAAAACCCUUACGGCGUUUUACCUCCUCUUUUGGCACGUUCAAUGGGUCGAGCCGCAGGCGGUUUUCUUGCUGACUACAUUGGCAGCAUUUUGGAGCAUCGCAGGACAAAGAGAUAUUCACCACCUCCAAAAGGUUCUUCUUUGGAGAACGCUUUUCACGGUGGCGAGCGCGCUCUUCUCUAUAUGGUAAUUGAAGAAUUUUUGGAAAACUUCGGCAUGGAUGGAAAAGCGUGUCUUUUAAGGGCUAUAUGCGAAGUUCACGCGCAUCCACUUACAAACUUUGGUCUCGUAGGGGAAAUGAUGAGGCUGUUUUUGUCUCCCAGUAAAUCGCCAUAUGCUUACAUGUUAAAAGAAUAUGUAGAAGCAGAAAAUGCGGGCAGUGGAAAAAUGGGCGGGCCUGCUGAAUGUUGGCCAUAUAUGAAAGAUUGCCCUAAAUCUCUCUUUCUACCGAAACACAACAAAUACCGUUCCGGCGAAAAUAUGUCUGAAAAUGAAAUUCCUCAUGGCGAGAAAGAAAAACGAAGUUUUGAUGAAUCACAAGAAGUUACCCUUGAUCCAGCUAUAGGAAACAUGUAGUAAUGAAACUAAUGCAUUAAAAAGUGAUACAAUAACGGGUGUGAUUUGAACUAAGUCAAAAGACAUUUUUUAUUUAGGUAUUUAGGAAAAUAAAUUAUUGCUCAAUUAUAUGUAAAUAAUAUUUAUUUGGCAUUGCUUUAUAAUUAUACUAUUAUGAAUAAUUUUUCAGUAUCUUAUUUGCAUUUUUAGAGUACAUUGUACUUAGUUUUACGGAUUAGGAUAUUGUUAUAAUAAAUAAAAAUCUUUGUAUAUUUUAUAUUGAUUACAA